Phytophthora sojae is the source of this 504-nucleotide messenger RNA. RefSeq lists its product as hypothetical. The transcript has a single exon. The record is from RefSeq and is a predicted model, not a curated record. The annotation marks the transcript as partial. Lineage: Eukaryota; Oomycota; Peronosporomycetes; Peronosporales; Peronosporaceae.
AUGCUGCGGUGUUUCCUCUCUUUGUCGGCAAUCUUCAGCGUCUCACUCGCUCUAUCCGGGCAAUCACAACUCGACUUCAAUCGCGGCCUCGAAGAUGAACCGGCGACGACUUGGCCGUCUCUCCGCUUCCAAUUCACGCUCAAGCGCAGCUCAAUGAGCGUCUAUGGCCAAUCCGACUUCGACGUGCACGCGAGCCCCGUCCUCUCCGACAACCAAGACAACAUCCUCUACGACGUAUUCGCGACGUUCACGGAAGAGUCAACUCAAGUUAACUACACGCUCGCCGACGGCAUUUCGUACUUGACAACUCGCUCCUCAGAUGAAGACACAGCGUCUUCGGAAUGCUUGGACGCGGAGUCCGAUAAACUGCCGCCAAUCAACACCAUCGUCAACGCUCUGAACGAGGCCACGCCAGUAUCAAGUGCUUAUGGGAGGAGUGGCAGUACUGCUGCUCAGUGCUCAAGCGACAACUUCUUCAAAGUAUCGGUGAACGGCAUCUCCUUU